AUUCAUGAAGUUGCCCAGCUUGUUUUAGUUAAGUGCACAUACUUUCCACUGGGGCUGGAACCAUGAAGUUCCUGCUGAUGAUUCACUGCUGCAUGCACACAACCGACAGAGCGCAGGAAAGACCUGACUACUUCAACACAACAUGAGCUACCUAAAGUAAACUCAUUUCUUUUAAGGACUUCUGUUGCUGUCUGCAUUUGUUUGUACUUAUUUGUCAACUUUAUGGCUGUUCAGGGAGACCAUUUGUACCUCAUUGCAAUGGAAUUUUUUAGAUUCUGUUUCUGCUUUUCUGAAUGAUGGUGUCAGAUAACAAAGGAGGACUCUUCACUCUCCUGUCUUUGUCAGUGUUUUAGGUCUACUUUACGGAAACUCUCUGAAAGACUUUGUUAAAUCUGCACUAAUUCACACUGAGAAAAUCAGGACAAGAUGGCUUCACUCAUCUCAGAAAACUUCAAAUUUAUUGCGCUCUUCUUCAAGAGUAAAGAUGUCAUGAUCUUCAACGGCCUGAUAGGUUUAGGGACAGUAGCCAGUCAGACAGCAUACAAUAUUUUAGCAUUUAACUGUCCAUGUUCACCAAAGAAGAAUUACCUGUACGGCCUGGCUGCCAUUGGUGUACCAGCUCUGGCUUUCUUCAUCAUUGGGUUGAUGCUAAAUCGAAAUACUUGGGACGUUGUGUCAGAGUGCCGCACCAGAAAAUGCCGGAAAUUAUCACUGUCUGCUGCUUUUGCUCUGUUGGGCUCCAUUUUGGGGAGAGCAGUUGUUGCCCCCAUCACUUGGUCAGUUAUUUCCCUCCUGAGAGGAGAGGCGUAUGUCUGUGCUUUAAGUGAGUUUGUAGACCCCUCUACUUUGGAUCAUUUCCCUCCUACUACAAAGACUCCAGAGAUCAUGGCUCGGUUUCCAUGUAAUGAUGUACCUGCUCCAUUUAUGAACUACACAAGAGUGAUUGAACGCCAGCUAAAGUAUGAAUCCCAGCUUUUGGGCUGGUUGCUGGUGGGAAUCAUCUCCCUCUGUGUCUUUCUGCUCCUCUGUCUGAAACACUGCUGCUCUACACUUGGCUAUCAGCAGGAGGCGUACUGGACCCAGUAUCGUUCCAAUGAACAAGAUCUAUUCCAGCGUACAGCUGAAGUUCAUUCUAAAUACCAUGCUGCUGAGUGCGUCAAGAACUUCUUUGGCUUUGUGGCCUUGGAAGAUCAGGAGAAGCAGCUUCUAGAAGCCUGCAAGGAAGCCAAGAGCGUCAUUCCCAGAGCUGAGUGGAACCGUAUAACUGGGGUUUACAUGUACAGAGAGAUCGAUGACACUCCGGUGUACAGCCGCUUAAACAAAUGGGACUUGUUAACAAAAGAGAACACCUGUUAGGUGAAUGAAAAACAAUUUGUGCGUUCUCUUCUAUCAAUGUUAUAUAUUCAGGAUUUUUCAUUUAUUGUUUUUGUUGUUUCUUCAUGGAAAACAUGCUUGAGUAUUAUGUUGAUAUUUGUCAUUUAAGGCUGUAAUUCAGUGUUCAGU
Molecule: messenger RNA, 1503 nt
Organism: Carassius auratus (goldfish)
Lineage: Eukaryota; Metazoa; Chordata; Actinopteri; Cypriniformes; Cyprinidae
Product: calcium homeostasis modulator protein 2
Exons: 3
Coding region: 427-1356 (309 amino acids)
Cellular component (GO): plasma membrane
Molecular function (GO): monoatomic cation channel activity
Source: RefSeq, a predicted model, not a curated record